Manis pentadactyla (Chinese pangolin) is the source of this 5983-nucleotide messenger RNA. RefSeq names its product capping protein regulator and myosin 1 linker 1 (gene CARMIL1). The transcript has 39 exons. Gene Ontology annotation, molecular function: protein binding. Gene Ontology annotation, cellular component: plasma membrane; lamellipodium. Lineage: Eukaryota; Metazoa; Chordata; Mammalia; Pholidota; Manidae. The record is from RefSeq and is a predicted model, not a curated record. Gene Ontology annotation, biological process: regulation of Arp2/3 complex-mediated actin nucleation; cell migration. Bases 826 to 5226 code for a protein of 1466 amino acids.
ACUGGAAUUGAAAACACAAGAGAUAAGAAUCAGAGGACUUUAGAGGGAAGAGAAAAGCAAACAGCACAUAGUCUUGGAGAGAGUCAGGGUGUGAAAAUAAGGGGUGAGAGAGGGUAGGGUGGGAAGGGGCCAGAUUGAUAAAUGCCUUAAUGGGAAUAUUAGGCUGGCGGAGAGGCGGAAGGUUUCUUCUUGGGGAUCCAAGGGCGACCACCAACGGACCACCAUCACGCAGGGUUCCCUGUCAUAUACCCCCUUCCCCUUUUCUGUCCUUUAAAAGCAGCCUAAUUCGACGAAGGUACUCGCAGCCACCAGGCACUAGGCAGCAACAGGGGCCCCCACAAGUGUUCUAGGCCCUAAGUACUCUCUCUCUCGGGUGGAGCCCAGGGAGGUCGGAGGCAGAAGAGCCCGGCAGGAUCAGACCCACCAGCAGACCGAGUCCGGCCUCAGUGAAUAAAGCUCAGCUCCCGGAAUAUGCCCUGGGGUUGCACGAGGUUCCGCCGCGAGUGAAAGGCGUUUUUCAAGGCGUCUCGCAAUUCCCAGGUCUUGAGGUUGAACACGGCAGCUGCGCAGCGCCCGCCGAGCACACGCAAGGGGUCUUCUCGCCGCACGAUCAGCGUUUACAGAUUCCGCCGGGCUCCCGCUCACCAGAAAUGGGAAACUAAUAACGCCGAAGAAACGCCUGGUCCCGGGGAGGGCUGGGAAAGGAAAGCGCGUCGCAGGGUCCCAGGAGGAGCCGGUUUCCGCACAGACGGGGCCGCAGGAUCUGCAGCCUCCCAACCCUCGGCCUCCCCCGGGCCGCCGGGAGGCGGGGACAGCGGGCCGGGAAUGCGCUGCGGGCCCGGCUCUCCCCCACGGCGGGGCUCCCUCGGCCCCUCUCCCGGCGCAGGGCUUCUGCGGUUGGGCGGCGAGGCUGCCAAGGGGGGCAGGGGCUCCGAGGCCGCCGCAGCCCCGCGCAGCGCCCCUCCCCCGUGGGCGCCCCCCGCGCCGGGGAACCGGCACCGGCUCUCGCGAGAAAGCAUAAAGGAUGUUAUUGGCAGAAAGAUAAAAAUUUCAGUGAAGAAGAAAGUGAAGUUGGAAGUGAAGGGAGACAAAGUUGAAAACAAAGUGCUGGUGCUCACGUCAUGCCGAGCCUUCCUCGUGACAGCCAGAGUCCCCACCAAGCUUGAAUUGACCUUCAGCUACUUGGAGAUUCAUGGUGUCACCUGCAGCAAGCCAGCCCAGAUGGUUGUAGAAACUGAGAAGUGUGGCAUCUCCAUGAAAAUGGCAUCACCCGAGGAUGUGAGUGAAGUGCUGGCUCACAUCGGCACCUGCCUGCGGAGGAUAUUUCCUGGUCUCUCUCCAGUGAGAAUCAUGAAAAAAGUCUCCAUGGAGCCGUCUGAGCGACUGGCCAGUCUCCAGGCUCUGUGGGACAGCCAGACUGUGGCUGAGCAGGGUCCCUGUGGUGGAUUUUCUCAGAUGUAUGCCUGUGUUUGUGACUGGCUUGGAUUUUCAUACAGGGAGGAAGUACAGUGGGAUGUCGAUACAAUUUAUCUGACACAAGAUACCAAGGAAUUGAAUUUACAAGACUUCAGUCAUCUUGACCACAGGGACCUAAUACCUAUCAUUGCUGUUCUGGAAUACAAUCAGUGGUUCACAAAGCUGUCUUCUAAGGAUCUAAAACUGUCCACUGAUGUCUGUGAACAGAUCUUGAGAGUGGUAAGUAGGUCCAGUCAACUAGAAGAAUUGGUGUUGGAAAACGCUGGACUUCGAACAGAUUUUGCACAAAAACUGGCCACUGCUCUAGCACAUAAUCCCUGCUCAGGACUCCACACGAUCAAUCUUGCUGGCAACCCACUGGAGGACCGAGGUGUAUCCUCUUUAAGUAUUCAAUUUGCCAAACUCCCAAAAGGAUUAAAGCAUUUAAAUUUAUCUAAAACCUCACUGUCACCUAAAGGGGUGAAUAGCCUUUCCCAGUCACUCAGUGCCAACCCGCUGACCGCCAGCACCCUUGUCCACCUAGAUCUCUCAGGUAACGUCCUUCGCGGAGACGACCUCUCGUACAUGUACAGUUUUAUGGCCCAGCCAAAUGCCAUUGCUCAUCUGGAUUUGUCCAACACAGAAUGUUCCCUGGACAUGGUCUGUGGAGCUCUCCUCCGUGGAUGCCUUCAGUGUUUAGCUGUGCUCAAUCUCUCCAGAACUGUCUUUUCUCACCGGAAAGGAAAAGAGGUACCCCCAUCUUUCAAACAGUUUUUUAGUAGUUCUCUGGCUCUGAUGCAAAUCAGCCUUUCAGGCACAAAACUGUCUUCUGAGCCCUUAAAAGCACUGUUAUUGGGCCUGGCUUGUAAUUAUAACUUAAAGGGAGUUUCUCUUGAUCUCAGCAACUGUGAGCUGAGAUCGGGAGGUGCACAAGUAUUAGAAGGUUGUAUCGCUGAAAUCCACAACAUCACCAGCUUAGACAUCUCUGAUAAUGGUUUAGAAUCUGACCUAUCUACCUUAAUAGUGUGGCUCAGUAAAAACAGAUCAAUACAACACCUGGCAUUAGGCAAAAAUUUUAAUAAUAUGAAAUCCAAAAAUCUGACACCUGUGUUGGACAACUUAGUACAAAUGAUUCAAGAUGAAGAAUCACCCCUGCAGUCCUUGUCCCUGGCCGACUCAAAACUCAAGACUGAGGUCACCGUCAUCAUCAAUGCCCUGGGAAGCAACACCUCCCUGACCAAGGUGGACAUCAGUGGGAACGGGAUGGGGGACAUGGGAGCACGGAUGCUGGCCAAGGCACUGCAGAUCAACACCAAGCUCAGGACUGUAAUAUGGGACAAGAACAACAUUACUGCACAAGGCUUUCAAGAUAUAGCUGUUGCAAUGGAAAAGAACUACACGUUGAGAUUUAUGCCAAUUCCUAUGUAUGAUGCUUCUCAAGCCCUCAAAACAAACCCUGAAAAAACAGAAGAGGCUCUGCAGAAGAUAGAAAACUAUCUGCUCCGGAAUCAUGAAACUAGGAAAUACCUUCAAGAGCAGGCCUACCGCCUACAGCAGAGCAUUGUCACCAGCACCACACAGCAGAUGAUUGACAGAAUAUGCGUGAAAGUACAGGACCAUCUCAAUUCUUUACGAAAUUGUGGGGGAGAUGCUGUCCAGGAAGAUUUAAAAUCAGCAGAAAGGCUCAUGCGUGAUGCCAAGAACUCUAAAACGUUGUUGCCAAAUUUAUACCAUGCUGGUGGUGCAUCUUGGGCGGGAGCCAGUGGCUUGUUGUCCAGUCCGAUUCAGGAGACCCUGGAAUCAAUGGCUGGAGAAGUUACAAGAGUUGUUGACGAACAGCUAAAGGUGCUCCUUGAGGCCAUGGUGGACGCUGCAGAGAAUCUUUGUCCCAACGUGAUGAAGAAAGCCCACAUUCGACAAGACUUGAUUCAUGCCAGCACCGAGAAGAUUUCCAUCCCACGUGCUUUUGUUAAAAAUGUUCUGUUGGAGAAGUCUGGAAUCGAUAUCCUUAACAAAAUUAGUGAAGUGAAGUUGACGGUGGCCUCCUUCCUCUCUGAUCGAAUCGUGGAUGAAAUUCUGGACGCACUUUCACACUGCCACCAUAGACUGGCGGACCAUUUCAGCAGACGUGGCAAGUCCCUUUCUCAACAAGAGUCUUUAGCGUUUGAGCUGACUGAGGAGAAGCCAGUGAAACCCUCCGUUACCACAGUAGAGGAGCUCACGGACAUGGAGCGUUUGGAAGAUCUGGACACUUGUAUGAUAACUCCUAAAUCCAAACGGAAGAGUAUCCAUAGCCGAAUGCUGCGGCCUGUUUCCAGGGCCUUUGAAAUGGAGUUUGAUCUAGAUAAAGCGCUGGAAGAGGUGCCGAUUCACGUAGAAGACCCUCCUUUCCCCGCUGUCAGACAAGAGAAGCGGAGCUCAGGGUUUAUUUCUGAGUUGCCCUCUGAAGAAGGGGAGAAGCUGGAGCAUUUCACCAAGUUAAGGCCAAAGCGGGAUAAGAAGCAGAAGCCCAGCCAAGCAGCGGUCUGUGCUGCCAGCAUAGUCUCCCAGGAUGGUGACCAGAACGGUUUUAUGGGGAGAGUGGAUGAAGGCGUCGAUGAAUUUUUCACUAAGAAGGUGACCAAAAUGGAUUCCAAGCGAUCAUCAGCAAGAGGCCUAGAGUCCCUUGAGCUCAGUGAGGGAGGAGAUGAGAAGAAAAAGCGAGAUUCUCGGAAAAGCAGCUUUCUCCAGUUAAUCAAAUCGCGGUCCAGGCCUGAGCGGCCGCCAGCAGCCCUGGCAGCGGAAGAACCCUCCUCGCCCAGAGGGGCCGUCAGAGGCCCAGCCGUGGACCCACCCAGGAAGGACAUGAAGGCAGCUGAGCACAGCGGCGACCCUGAGCGGGUGGAGGAGACGAGGACACCCGACUCCCGUGAAGAAGGUCAAGGGGCAGGCGCGGGGAAGGCCGAACGGAGGGACGGCAGGAGCAGCCCCGACGGAGGGCGACGGUACGGGGUCCAGGUGAUGGGGAGCGGCCUGCUGGCAGAGAUGAGAGCCAAGCGGGAGAGGAGGGCCGCACACGCGCCGCAGAAGCUUGGGAAUGAUGCCUUCUCCCAGGAUUCUUCCAGCCUGGUCUUGAGCAGCACAGAACGGGUGGAUGGAGGUGGUGCAGUGCCCAAAGUGCACCCAGGUCUUCCAGAGAGCCGCUUUGGCUUGGGAACACCAGAACCCAAAGGGGAAGCGGGCUCCGGGCCUUGGAGCUCCUGCAGCACACCUACCAGCCCCAAGUCCCUCCUGCAGUCCCCCAAACCCAGCCUGGCGGCACGGCCCACCAUCCCACAGAAGCCAAGAACUACCUCGCGGCCUGAGGACGUCCCGGACUCUCCGUCCGGCCCUGGUUCCCCUAAAGUUGCUCUUCUCCCACCUGUCCUGAAAAAGGUUCCAUCAGACCAGGAGAGAGGCAGCCAUAGCAGCCCCCAGCACAGUCCCAGGACAUUUUCCCAAGAAGUAGUGCAAAAAGGAGAUUAUUACAAAAGACAUUCAGAUCAUGACAGUGGCAAGCCUUCCAGUAGAGGGAAAAGAUCUUCAAAACUGUACUCCACCAUUGCAGAAGAGGAAGUGAAUGCAAUUGGGCACAGGAAGUCACAGCCAACAAAUGUGUCGAGGAGGAGCUGGGGCCAGCAGGCCCAGGAGUACCAAGAACACAAGCAGUGGUCCCCCGGUAAAGAUGGCCCCCAAGGGAGCAAAUCCAGUGACUCUGGGGAAGAAGCAGAAAGAGAGUUUAUCUUUGUGUGAAGGCCGUCCGUGCAGAAUCCAGACCCAUUUUUUGGUAAUCAAAGCACAUUUGUUUGGUCUUCUCCCAGCUUUGGCGUUUGAUUUCUAAGCAUUGCCUCCUAUGCCUUCAGCGAAUGCCAGCGAUGAUCCCAGGGGCCCUACUUGAAUUGCUCUGAGGCAGCUAGUUUGUCCUGCUAGAUGAGUUUUUGGAGGUAAGCAGAGUAACCGGAUGCACCCUCACACAAACGAUAGCAUCCAGCUGCCUGGGGUACUACUGUGUACCGGAGUCAGACCUGCACUUGACUACAGAGCAGUGUAUUCUUGAUGUAUGCAUUUGCACAUUGUAACUAUAUUAACAGAGCACACUAAUAAAUACUUUGUAUAAAUUAUGUAUAUUAGAUCUGGCAAUAGCUUUUACAUUCUCCCAUGGGGAACUCCUUGGUUCCUGAUGUGGAAUUGUACAUUUAAACUUGGUCGGUGACCUUCGCGAUGCCAUCAGCAAGCACAGAGUGCAGGAGGCCCACAGCGAUUUUACCAUGUGCCCGGAUUAAUGUAUAUAGUUGAUUGGAAUGAGGUUUUAUGAAUAUUUGUGUUUUAUUGAAGGCUUUUAAUUUCUGUCUGCAUAUUAGCUUUUAAUGCGUGAUUUUAAGAGAGAAUACUUUGACACCUGUAAAAAAAUCAAAAUACUACUCUCCAGACAUUUCACAAAUACAUUACAGGCUGAACAUAUUUUAUUCAUAUGUAUAUUUAUAGCAAUAAAAUGAUUUUACAAAUGGAA